UUUCAUAAUCCUUGAACAUCAUCGAGUUCAUUUUGGUGUUAUUUUAUCGUUCGUCGACGUCAUAGCCUAAAUGUUGGCGCGUUCACGUCGCGUCUUCCUGCACAAUCGUCCUCUCUGCUCAAUACCACACCACAUUGCCAAACCCAAAAUGUCGAAAAGAACAUUGGAUAGUUUCUUCAACCCAGUCCAAAAGAAGACCAAGAUAUCUCUAUCAGGAUCCAAGGAUGCGCCGUCAAACCACCAUACCUAUCCAUUCGCUAUACCACAAUUGCCACCAGAGAUCACGGACAUCUUGAACUUCGCUCCAGAAGCAGAAGGCAAAGUAAUAAACGAUCAACCGGAUUUGGAUCUCUUGUACUUCCAACCAUACAUACCCAGCUCGAUAUCAACGCCACUAUUUGAGUUUCUACGCGGCGAAUUGUUCUUCUAUCGUGUAAAGUACAAGAUCAAGCGAGGGCCAAUUGAGACGGAUAUCAAUACACCACGCUUCACGACAGUCUUCGGUGUGGAUGAAACCUCCACUUUCACACCCCAAGGCGACCUCCUGGAUGCAACGUCAAAUAAACCAAUCCCCAAGGACCGCUACAAGACAUGCAAACCGCGACCCAUACCUGCAUGCCUGGAUCUCCUACGCAAGCUCACAGAAGCAGCAACAGACCAACAAUACAAUUUCUGCUUGGUGAACUAUUACGCCUCUGGUGAUGACAGUAUAUCCUACCAUAGCGACGAUGAACGCUUCCUAGGCGUGGACCCAGCAAUCGCAUCCUUCUCCCUAGGCGCAAAGCGCGAUUUCCUGAUGAAACAUAAACCCACACCGCCCUCCGACGACAAGUCUACCGCGGCCAUGAAUUCCGAGACCAAGCCCUUGAAGCUCCCGCUUGGAAGCGGAGAUAUGGUGUUGAUGCGAGGGACCACACAAAGUAAAUGGCUACACAGUAUACCGAAGAGAAAGGGAGGAGAAAGUGGAAACGGGAGGAUCAACAUCACAUUCAGGAGGGCAAUGGUUGCGGGAGGGACGGAGAAUUACUAUAGGUACAAUGUCGGGGAUGGAGAUGUGCUGAAGUGGGAUGGGAAGAAGAUGAUUGUUUGGGGUGAGAAGAAGGGACCGGGAGAGGGUGUCGAGAAGGAGGUCAAGGCUGAGGAUGUUGAUAAGGGAUAUGCUGGGUUGUAGUGACGAUCAAUCAACGACUGCUUUCUCUAAACUAGAGGAUUUUCGAGAAGCCUUCUUC
Messenger RNA from Aureobasidium pullulans EXF-150, 1229 nucleotides. RefSeq names its product DNA repair family protein-like protein. Bases 149 to 1171 code for a protein of 340 amino acids. The record is from RefSeq and is a predicted model, not a curated record. The transcript has a single exon. Lineage: Eukaryota; Fungi; Ascomycota; Dothideomycetes; Dothideales; Saccotheciaceae. Gene Ontology annotation, biological process: DNA repair.